Brassica rapa (field mustard) is the source of this 2869-nucleotide messenger RNA. RefSeq lists its product as uncharacterized. Lineage: Eukaryota; Viridiplantae; Streptophyta; Magnoliopsida; Brassicales; Brassicaceae. The record is from RefSeq and is a predicted model, not a curated record.
CUUCUUGGAACGAUCAUAAGCAUCAACAAGAACGUUGUUUAUUAUGGGUACUGAAAAUGAUGAAGAGGGAAGAAGAGGAGAUGAUAAUAACAUCAAAACUUCAACUUGUCUUAGCGGCGAAAUCGAGAAAACAACAGUACACUUCAUCGCCAGUGAUAAAUCAUCACGUGUCACUAUCACUCUUGUCUUCACCUGAUGACUUAUCACACUCUCGCGCUUCGGUUCCUUUCGCCUGGGAAGAAGAACCUGGCAAGCCUAAACAACAUACUCUUCUUCGAGUACCUCCUAAAUACCCCAAGCGUCUUGAUUUGCCUCCGAGGCUGCUUCUUCCUCGUGAAGGUACUGAAACGCCUCUGGCUUGUGAUCAUCCUCGUUAUCUCGCAGCGUUGAAACGGUGGUUCCGGUUGAGGAAAGAUCGAGCUGAUGAUGAUAAUGACGUGGUGGGACAGUGCAGUUUAGUCGUUUCAUCGGAAAAUGAAAAUGAUAAGAAGAUCACAAGAACAAGAAGUCGUCUCCAUUGUCUCUAUGAUGUCGCUAGGUGUUACUUAUGGGAAGUUCCAUGGAAGAAGAAGAAGUUGAAAAGAGAUGACAUUUGACGUACGGUUUAAGAGAUGAUUCGUUCAUACAUACAUUGUCAUUAGAUAAGUGUGAUACAUCGUUGGAUACUUGUCUAGUGAACCAAGUACUUAUAUGGGUUUUUACAGGCCUGACAACACUGCCCCUAUGAAAUUAAUAUCCAAUUCUGUGUUAAAACUUUUUCUUGAUCGAGCUGGAUUCGAAUGUAUGUUUGUUUUUUUUUUUUGAAAAAGUCGAAUGUAUGUUUGUUCAAUAGAUAGAUCACAUGGAAGAAGAUAGCAUGUUGCGAUAAAGUACCGUGGGCCAUAUGGAAUGGCCUAAUAAUGCAUAAUUAGUGGCUAGGAUCAUGUGAUUCUUUCAGAUGCGAUCAUCAUUACAUCAAAGCGGUCCAAUAAAUUACUUUCUCUGUAUAAGUUCGGUGGCUACGAUUCUUAAUACAUUUUCCUAUUCAAUGUACAAGUUGUACACACAUCUGAAUUGUUACGUUGAGCCUAGUUUGCUUCGACCUAGUGGUGGUAAACCAUAAGACGUGGUAGGUCGUUUAAGGAUGGAGUAAAACGGCAGGCGGGGUGUAGCUAGCAUCCACAAAACGACAUUGGGAAUUGAGAGUGAGAGAGAGAGAGAGUAUUGUGUGGGAGAGGGUGUUUGGUUGGGUUGGAAAGACAUGUGUCGACGUCAGUAAGAGAAAGGAUUUAAUCAAAGAAACAGUCCUUUAGAUUUAUAAAAAGCUAAUUAUUUCAAUCACGCCCUAAAACUAGGCCCCAGCCACUUCCUUUUUGUCGCUUCCUGUCGGUCCUUCUCUGAUUCUUCUCCGAUCCCUCAUCUUCUGAAUUAUAUGCAUUGAUAACCAAACUUUUUUUUUGAUCAAGAUAACCAAUUUUUUGUUUUGUUUUGUAUUAAGCAAUAUAACCAAUGCGUUUUUCUUUUGUCAUCAACCAAUGUGUUUUCUAUGAAGCAAUAUAGCCAAGAUUUUCAUAAGACUAGUUUUAUUUUCUCUAGCUAUUGAUUGAAAUCAAUAUGAAACCGCUUAAUUUAUGAUGCUCAAUUGUAACUAGUGUGAUUUAAUAAUUUUUGCAACCAUCAUUGACUACAAUAAAGCAGGUUGUAUAACUAUGGUUUAUUAACACGUGAUUUGAUAUUUUUAGAAUGAGUGCGGUAUUGUUUGUUUAAAAGUUUUUUUUUUUGAAAAAUUGUUUGUUUGAAAGUUUGUUCUGUGUUUCUUAUUGGCUUCGAUUUUCAGUUUAUGUGCUUUUUUACAAACUUUUAUUCUAAUUAUCAGAUUAGCGCGACAUUUUUUUUAUCGCUUUUACGAUUUAAGAAUAUGAUCAUGAUAACUUUAUUUGCCAUGUGUUAUACUAAAGAAAAACACUAGAUAUAAGGGGUGAAAUUUUCGUGACACUUUAUUCCUAGAAAUAACAUAAUAAAAUAAAACAAAGUAUUACGUCCGAAGAAUAAUCCAUAAUCCCUAAUUACAGUCAACAUAUAUAUAGUAUUUUAUAUAAAGCUUAAGCGAAAAACCAUAUGUGCUUUAUGGACCAUGUUAAGUCUGAUAUUUAUUAUAAAUUAAUCACGUUAAUGAGAAUUUCAAGUUCACCACCGAAUUUCGCAACCUAAUCUACACAUACUUAAUAAAUCAAUUCAGAGAUUAUAAGAUCUAUUUUAAACGUCAAUUAUAUACAUGUAAAGAUGAUAUAACGUAUACCGUGUCUGGGUUUUGAAAUUGACGGAUCGUAAGCUAAAAAGAUAAUUUAAAAUCCCAAAAUGGAUGGGCGGGAAUAGUAUACAACUCAUAAUUCCACUGACGCUUUGUAUCGAAAUAAGAGUAAUCAGCAUGAGUAUAAAGAUAUAUAACAAUAAUAUUCGCCUUCUAUAUUUAUAAAUAGUAUAACUACGAAAUAUACUAUCACAAACUAGAACUUUAUAUUUUCAUAAACUCAAUAUUGCAAUAUAUGAGAUUAUGAAAAUGUUUCAGCUCAAAUUAACGCAAAUUAAAACACGAGAUGUUGAGAGCCAUUGUAUUUUUUUGGUUAAGUUGAGAUUUCACUAAAACGUGAGAGUUUUGACCACCGCCUAGGGAGAAUUAAGUAUGUACCAUGGGACAUGGAUCAUAUGAGAAGCUGAAACGUAAAAGAAAACACGACCAACAAAUUAGUCAAAAAAGUGGUAAAACUACAAUACUCAAGAGGUAAAUUUGGGGAUAUAUGCAAACUCGUGCUCAUCCAAAAUAGUCCCGUAAAAGGGUAUCCAAAGAGAAUACUCAAUGAAUUUACUUGAAUAUUUGAGCUUCAUGAUA